This is a messenger RNA of Cynara cardunculus var. scolymus (artichoke), 793 nucleotides long. RefSeq lists its product as uncharacterized. The record is from RefSeq and is a predicted model, not a curated record. The transcript has 3 exons. Bases 187 to 561 code for a protein of 124 amino acids. NCBI's taxonomy places the organism in Eukaryota, Viridiplantae, Streptophyta, Magnoliopsida, Asterales, Asteraceae.
CGCAGAGUCACGCUGCUGAAAUCGAAGCCACACGGAUCUCCGCCUGCUGACGACCGCCACUGCGGCCGUUUUUCCGAGCUCCGACCACUCCUUUUGGCUGCUAUCGGCCCUGUCUGCAAUCUUCCUGUGUUGAUUUUCCACCCCGGAUACACCAACGCUGCAAUUAGAAAAUCCAUUUGAGCUAAAAUGGCAAUCUGUCCGAGCCUUACUUCCAUAGAUCUUAUCAGAUUCAACUCUAAUCCAAGAACAAAACAAUCCGGUUUUGCUUCAAGAUCAUCGUCACUUAAAUUCUCCAAGAUCAAAGCCGUGCAAGACAGCGAAGGAGGGCGUAGGCGACUAAUCGACAUCAUUCGCCUUGUGCCGGAUAUUUCAAGGAACUACUUCAAAAGCCCUUCUCGAAGAGCGCUUUUUGGUGGUAUUUCUCUCCUCGGUGGAUUUUAUGUUGCACAAACGAUAUCACUUUCCUUUGGAGCUUUAGGCGUGAACGACGUUAUAGCUGCCGUUGUUUGCGUUCUGCUUACCGAGUAUGCAGAACUGUUUAAUGCUUCAUGGCUAGCUUGAGAUCAAAGUAGUACGUUCGGUUUCUUGUCGCCUACCAACGAUUGCUAGCUCUGUUAUCAAUCGCAAUCUAUCAAAGUUCAUGUUUGCCCCACUGGUUAUGGCUACGACAUUGGUGUUCUUGAGGUUAUAGUAAAGGCAGUAAGCUUCUGCACCAGCAAGGGCAAGACUAUAUUAUCAACCCGAAAGGAUUUCAUACGAGUAGAAUGCAUGCAAACCAAGCGUAACCGCUUUG